AUGACGUCGGGGACGAGACAACCAACGUGGAAGGAGAGAGAGAAUAACAAGAGGAGAGAGAGAAGAAGAAGAGCCAUAGCUGCGAAGAUCUUCUCCGGUUUGAGAAUGUAUGGUAACUACAAGCUUCCCAAACACUGCGACAACAAUGAAGUUCUCAAAGCUCUCUGCAAUGAAGCCGGUUGGAUCGUUGAACCGGAUGGCACAACGUAUCGUAAGGGAUGCAAGCCUAUGGAGCGCAUGGAUGUGGUAGGUGGUUCUGCAAUGGGAAGUCCGUGUUCAUCUUAUCAUCCAAGUCCCUGUGCCUCUUACAACCCAAGCCCUGGUUCUUCUUCCUUCCCUAGUCCGCGCUCAUCCUCCCAUGCUGUAAAUCCUAAUGGGGACGCCAAUUCCCUAAUUCCAUGGCUCAAAAACCUCUCAUCUGGAUCAUCAUCAGCAUCCUCUUCCAAGCUUCCGCAGCUAUAUGUUCAUACCGGUUCCAUCAGUGCUCCUGUCACUCCUCCACUUAGCUCUCCAACUGCCCGAUCAUCUCAGACGAAAGCUGACAUCUGGGAGGAUCAGUCCACUCGUCCUGGUUGGAGCGGGCAGCAGUACUCCUUCCUGCCUUCCUCCACUCCUCCAAGCCCAGGUCGCCAAGUUCUCGACCCAGAUUGGUUUGCUGGGAUUAGGAUGCCCCAGGGUGGGCCAACUUCUCCUACAUUUAGCCUAGUGGCUUCUAACCCAUUUGGCUUUAGGGAAGAAGUUUUCUGUGGCAGUGAUUCCCGUAUGUGGACACCUGGACAAAGUGGGACAUGUUCUCCAGCUAUAGCUGCAGGCUCUGAUCAUACUGCUGACAUACCAAUGACUGAAGCUGUUUCAGACGAAUUUGCCUUCGGAAGCAGUGCAGCGGGUUUGGUGAAGCCUUGGGAAGGAGAGAGGAUCCAUGAAGAUUCGGGAUCAGAUGAUUUAGAGCUCACUCUUGGUAGCUCAAAGACCAGGUAA
Messenger RNA from Lathyrus sativus (Indian pea), 978 nucleotides. Lineage: Eukaryota; Viridiplantae; Streptophyta; Magnoliopsida; Fabales; Fabaceae. The record is from the annotation of a GenBank genome assembly.